AUGGGGCGUGAUUUAAAGGACAAGAGUUGGGAGGUGAUCGAGGUUAGUCGCACGCGAGUAGACCAAUUCCGGCGGACUAUGCCACUUAUCGGUAAUUUGCGUAAUCCUGCUAUGCGACAGCGACACUGGAAACAGAUAAAACAUGAGAUGGGCCGCGAUUUCGAUGAGACUUCUUGUGACUUUACUCUUGAACGAAUAAUUGAAUUCGGAUUUGAUCAAUACGCUGAUCUCAUUAAUGAGGUUUCAGGGGCUGCUUCUAAGGAGCUUCUGAUUGAGACUGCUCUCGAGGCAAUGGAAGUACUGUGGCAAGGCAUCGAAAUCGAGAUCGUGCCAUACAAGGAUAAAGGCCUUUUCAAAAUCCGAUCAUCAGAUGAGAUCUUCCAGGCCUUAGAAGAUAAUCAAGUUCAACUGUCCACGAUGAAAGCAUCAAGGUUCGUAAAACCAUUUGAAGUACUUGUAGACAACUGGGAACGCGGCCUGUCACAAAUACUUGAAACAAUUGAGGCUCUUCUAGCUGUACAGCGUCAAUGGCUGUAUUUGGAAACAAUAUUUCUUGGGGAGGAUAUCCGAAAACAGCUACCUCGAGAAUCUGCCGAAUUUGAUUUGGUUAAUGCCAACUGGCGCCGAAUAAUGUUUGAUAUUAAUAAAACUAAGAAUGCUCGAAACUGCACCAGAAAGCCAGGGCUUCUGGCUCAACUGAACGAAAUGAUCGGUCAGCUGGAGGAAAUUCAGAAGUCCCUUGACAUGUACCUCGAAACAAAACGUCAAAUCUUCCCUCGAUUUUACUUUAUCUCAAAUGAUGAUCUUUUGGAGAUUUUAGGACAAAGCAAGAAUCCUGAAGCGGUAAUACCGCAUCUGAAAAAGUGCUUUGACAAUGUUUUUUCUCUUCGAUUGGAGAAGGUUAGUCGUACCAAUUAA
Messenger RNA from Protopolystoma xenopodis, 918 nucleotides. NCBI's taxonomy places the organism in Eukaryota, Metazoa, Platyhelminthes, Monogenea, Polystomatidea, Polystomatidae. The record is from the annotation of a GenBank genome assembly.